Molecule: messenger RNA, 1506 nt
Organism: Anopheles marshallii
Lineage: Eukaryota; Metazoa; Arthropoda; Insecta; Diptera; Culicidae
Exons: 4
Coding region: 1-1506 (501 amino acids)
Molecular function (GO): protein binding
Source: RefSeq, a predicted model, not a curated record
AUGGAUUUGAACUCUCUUCCAAACGAGGUGCUCUGCUGUAUUUUUGAUUACCUGCCAUGGAAAGAUCGACAGCGUGUUUCGCUAGUGUGCAGCAGAUGGAACGACAUUAUCAAUUCGGUUCACUAUCUACGUCGGCAGAGAUUGGUGCUCUACAACUAUGGCAAGGCAAAGUUUUUCUCCGGUGUCGGGGUGCAGCUACUGUGUCGUCAAAGAAGCAUCGAAUUUUAUUCGAACGCCAUGCUCGACACUGAGGAGCUGCUCGACACGAUAAUAAAAUCGUUCAGCACCGGGUCCGCCAUGGUUCAGUCGUUGACAUUGUUUCUACGCUCGGAGCAUAAGCUAGCGUUCGGGCUGUUGGUGGCCAACAUUCCCAACAUGCUUCACUUGACCGAGCUAAAGAUACACGCUAACGAUGCGCUUACAAACGGUGUCCACAUCGACAGUGCGUGCCUCGAGAAGAUCAGCAUUUCGUUCUAUCAAAACUCACUCUGUCGGCUCAAUACGCCACGAUUGCACACGUUGCAAAUGUCCGUACGGUACCGAAGCGAAAUGGAUCUGUUAAGCACGGUGUCUGCGCAACUAAUUGAGCUUAAGGUGUCGUUCAUCUCGAACGAUCAUUUGGCGCAACUGUUCAGUUGCGAUUUUAGUUCGCUGAAGAUGUUGAGUAUCUUGCUGAAAAAUGACAAAUACAUAUCGUACAGUGUUUCGCCGGUACUUCUUGGACCGCUGGAUAGAACAGGAAUAUUCUCCAGAAGCAUCGUUGGACUGGAAAAACUAUUCAUGUGUACCAUACAAAACACAUUCGACUACCAAUUCCUUCCGAUGUUUUCGCACGCAAAAUCUCUUAAAGCUCUCACUAUCAACAACUUCAAGAUGAUCGGUGAAGUGACCGACCUUAUUAACGGGUUUAAGGGACUUACCUAUCUUAAUCUAGAGGGAUGCCUAAGAAUAGACCCAGCGAAAACGUUGGAACUACCUGGCCUGCAGACACUAGUGAUGCCUUACAAACAGCUUUCAUUGUUUAGCGGAACACCGAUGAGCAUGCUUACAACGUUGUACUAUAAGAACACCGCGAAGGACCAAACCAACUUUGUCAAGCAGAUAUCAAACGCUUUUGCGAACCUGACCUUUCUCUGCCUGCAGCACUUUGACAACGAGCUCGACACGACCGCAUUUCUGCAUCUGAAUUUGUUGACGAAAUUGCGGGUGCUAGUCAUACAGAACAUGUCGGUAUCAAGCCACAUAUUCGUCAACUGUCCCACGAUGCUCCAGCUCGAACGACUGGUACUGGAUACGAUCGUGACGGAAGUGUCCAUACUGGAUGUGAUACCGGCCCGCUUCCCAUCGCUGCAAACGUGCGUAAUCAGCAACUGUUUCCUGUACCUGAUCCCUAAGGAUAGUGCCAAAUGUUACAUGACGUUUGAUGAAUUGCGCCGCCAGAUGCACUGUUGUCGCAUAUCGACAAAAGGUUCGACCAUUUUUACCAACCACGAUAAGCAACGCUAA